This is a messenger RNA of Aspergillus alliaceus, 1576 nucleotides long. It is a transcript of the gene ksrA, whose product is annotated as 3-dehydrosphinganine reductase. The transcript has 3 exons. Gene Ontology annotation, biological process: sphingolipid biosynthetic process. The record is from RefSeq and is a predicted model, not a curated record. Gene Ontology annotation, molecular function: 3-dehydrosphinganine reductase activity. The annotation marks the transcript as partial. Gene Ontology annotation, cellular component: endoplasmic reticulum membrane. NCBI's taxonomy places the organism in Eukaryota, Fungi, Ascomycota, Eurotiomycetes, Eurotiales, Aspergillaceae.
AUGAUCGACAACGUCACUGAAAGAGGAAGCUGCAGGGCCAAUUGACCCAAACAAACUACCUCUGCUGACUGUAUAACUCCCCUUCUCUUUCCCUUAGUCCCUUAUCAUUCGUUCCCCCAUGUAUCAAGUACUGUCCUAUUUCCCUAACGACUCUCCCACCAAGUUGGGAGUCUCGAUCAUUCUUUGCGGAUUCUUCCUCUACACAGUUACCAAAAUGUUUCGUUUCGGAUCUAAAAAUGAGUUCGCCGUGGAGGGCAGGACCGUGGUGAUCACCGGUGGUUCCGAGGGUAUGGGCAAGGCUGUCGCCUGUCAGCUUGCCGCAAAGGGUGCGAAUAUUGUCAUUGUUGCGCGCACUGUCCAGAAGCUUCAAGGAGCGCUGGAUGAAAUUAAGGCGUCUGCUGCGAAUGUGAAUAGGCAAAGAUUCUAUUACAUCAGUGCCGAUCUUAAGAAUGCCGCGCAAUGCGACCAGAUCAUUGAGGAGGUCAUUGAGUGGAACAAUGGACUGCCUCCUGACGUUGUGUGGUGCUGCGCAGGCUACUGCAAUCCUGGAUACUUCAUUGAUACUCCAGUCCAAACGCUCAGGGAUCAGAUGGACACGAUCUAUUGGACUGCUGCGAACACCGCCCAUGCGACACUCAGAAAGUGGCUUGCGCCCGUUGCUCCGAGUGAGCAGAAACCGAUGCCGCGGAGACAUCUUGUCUUUACAUGUUCUACACUGGCUUUUGUGCCGAUUGCUGGGUACGGGCCUUACUCGCCCGCAAAAGCCGCACUCCGCUCUUUAUCCGACACCCUUAAUCAGGAGAUUGAAAUCUAUAACGGCACGCGUCAAUCGAAGUCGCGCAUUGAUGCUACACCUGCCGACGUUAAGAUUCAUACCGUCUUCCCGAUGGGAAUCCUCAGCCCUGGCUUUGACAAUGAACAGAAGAUGAAGCCCGAUUUGACAAAACAACUAGAGGCUGCUGACAAGCCACAAACUCCGAAGGAGGUUGCGAGCAUCGCAAUUAAAGCACUGGAAAGGGGAGAAUAUCUAAUCACCACUAUGUUUGUUGGUCAUGUGAUGAAGGGAGCCGCCAUGGGGGGCAGCCCAAGGAACUAUACAAUUCGCGAUACGUUGACCAGCUGGCUCAGUAGCUUGGCAUUCUUGCAGGUGAUUCCUGAUCUCCGGAAGCAGGCCUGGAAUUGGGGUGCGAAGAACGGCGUCCCGUCCCCUAAAUCUGAGUAAGGAGCGGUGUUUUGCUGUCCGGUGUAUGGUUAGAUACCCAUGAGCAUCCCUAUUUGCUUAUUCUUAUAUGUACCUGAUACUAUUAGUGUUCCUGUGUAUGACUUGUCCCUGCCCUGUUUUAUUAGGCUGUACCUACAUUAGAUCCACGCUAGCCACGUGCUUCUCUCAUGUUCGCUGCCCCAAGAAUGAAAGACUUUUGUUGCAUAGAGUGCUACCUGGCAUGUUGGGUGGAAGUAAGAGGGUCAGCUCAUCUGUACAGGCGUAAAUAUAUAAUUAUAGACUACACGAAACUUUUUUAAUUUGUUCUAUCUCUCCUCCCUAAACAAAAACAAAAGGGCACGGCUGAAACGUAAA